Trichomonas vaginalis G3 is the source of this 225-nucleotide messenger RNA. Its product is annotated as SLEI family protein family. Lineage: Eukaryota; Parabasalia; Trichomonadida; Trichomonadidae. The transcript has a single exon. The coding region runs from base 1 to 225 and encodes 74 amino acids. The record is from RefSeq and is a predicted model, not a curated record.
AUGCUUCCUCUCUUCAACAAAGUACUUCCUCUCUUGAUCAAGAUGCUUCCUCUCUUCAACAAAGUGAUUUCUCUCUUGAUCAAGAUGCUUCCUCACUCCAUCAUGCAGCUUCCUCUCUUGAUCAAGAUGCUUCCUCUCUUGAUCAUGCAGCUUCCUCUCUUCAACAAAGUGCUUCCUCUCUUCAUCAAGGUGCUUCCUCUCUUCAUCAAGAUGCUUCCUCUCUAA